AUGACAACAGACUCGACCGCACCGUCGGAAACCGACGCCAAGUACCGUUCGUCGUGGUCGCGGCCCGGCUCGGCCGAACGCAACGCGCAACCCAUCGCGGACGCCCUCUCCUCCCUCCUCCCCUCCCCCUCCUCCUCGAAGCGCAAGACGACCAUCCUCGAAGUCGCCUCCGGAUUUGGCCAGCAGAUCCGCGCGAUCGCGACCACCUACCCUUCCGUCCAGUUACAUCCGAGCGAAGCCGACGCCUACCCACGGCAUCAGAUCGACACCCUCACCUCCAACCUCCCCAACGUCGGAAAAGCGGAAACGCUCGACCUGGUCGACCAGAACGACUGGCUCACGCUCGCCCACAACAUCUCGGGCGAAUCGGCUUCCACGGAAGAAGGGCUGUUCGACGGCGUUCUCGCAUGCAACCUGACGCAUAUCGUCCCGUGGCGCGUCACGGAGAGCCUGUUCAGCCAUCUGGACCCGCGCGUGGGGUAUGUGACACAGCAGGGGUAUAGGAAUUUGUUGAGUCGAGAUGGGUGGAUCGCCAUCUACGGGGCGUUUAACGAGAAUGGCGAGUGUACCAGUGAGGGGAAUCGCAACUUUGACAAGGAGAUCCGGGAGAGGGACGCGGAGUUCGGGUUGAGAGAUGUGCAGACCGAGAUCGUGCCCCUUGCGUGGAGGCAUGGGUUCGAGCUGAAGGAGCGCAUCGAGAUGCCGGCCGGGAACCUGAUGCUUGUGUUUCGGAUGCGAAAGGAAUGA
Molecule: messenger RNA, 747 nt
Organism: Kalmanozyma brasiliensis GHG001
Lineage: Eukaryota; Fungi; Basidiomycota; Ustilaginomycetes; Ustilaginales
Product: Protein of unknown function DUF938
Exons: 1
Coding region: 1-747 (248 amino acids)
Source: RefSeq, a predicted model, not a curated record